ACUUCGGUACGCGUAUCUCAAACUUUUCAAUGUUUUAGGUGAAGCAGCCAUUCGUAAGAGGGCCACAAGUAUCUUUCGUUCCUCUACCAAAAGCAAACGAUGUUGUUCCCGCGGGUGCACCAGCUGUAGUAUCAGGAUGGGGCAGACUCCGAGAAAAUGGGCCAACUACGACUAAAAUGCAAAAGGCGAAACUUUAUAUCACCGACCAAGCUGUCUGCAAAAAAGCUUACCAAACCAACAUUUUUGAUUCGCAAAUCUGUGCUAAUGACCCUAAGACUGUCACAGGAGCAUGCAACGGUGAUUCUGGCGGCCCUCUUACUGUUAACGGGAAAAUUGUUGGAAUUGUAUCAUGGUCAAGAGGAUGCGCUCUCACUAGUUAUCCCACUGUCUACACUCGCGUCAGCUCUUACUUGAAUUGGAUUCAACAACACGCUGCAUAA
Molecule: messenger RNA, 440 nt
Organism: Ceratina calcarata
Lineage: Eukaryota; Metazoa; Arthropoda; Insecta; Hymenoptera; Apidae
Product: chymotrypsin-2-like
Exons: 3
Biological process (GO): proteolysis
Molecular function (GO): serine-type endopeptidase activity
Source: RefSeq, a predicted model, not a curated record